AUGCUCGUCUCUAGCAGCGUGCUUUCGGCACUGCCUCUUCUCGCUUUGAACCUGUUUGUUCAUUUCAUUUUGUCAAGUGCUGGUGUUCAUGGCCGUCAAUCUUGUGACCAGGGUCAUUUUAUCUGCUCGCCGCCUGGAAUAUUCCCUCAUGAUGGCCAUUUCAUCGAGACCCAUCUCGCUGACCUCUACAUGAACCUGCUUACAACUGUGAAGCCUCAAGACGGCACUCCACCGGUGCUUUUCGACACUGCAGAGUCCAGGUUUCCAAAGUCACUACAAACCCUCGAGCUUCCACAGACCAUUUGCUGUGCUGAGACGACUGAUUGCUUGCUUCUGACCACCUGGAAAGUCCCGUUGUGCUGGGACCGUUUCACCACAAAUUACUGGCUUUCAGACAAGUCGUACGGUUCUAUGACCACAGGCGUCUACCAUUGUGCAUCCGGUGGCUCGGCCAACCUCUUUACGGGUGAUUUCAAUCUUCCAAAUGGACAAACCGGAAAUCUCUAUGCACAGAACAAGACUGAACAACCAAACCUGUCCACACUCCAUCUGCCAACUCCUUACACAAGCAGUGGUGUAGGAUCUGCUAUUCCUGCUACAGCAGUGGGCACAGAUGCAUCAUAUUCUACUCAGAGCACUACAGCCAUUGGCUAUGGACAGCCACAGAAUAUCACCCAGGCCCCCACUGGUGCACCGACCGCUGGUGGUGGCUUCCCCAUUGUCACAAACAUUAUCAAUUUAACUCCCACAAUCACUCCUCCGAUAGUCAGUGGGUUGGGAGCACAUGUCGAGGACCUCAGCGGGCAGAAGAUUCUAUUAGUUCUGGCAAUUGUGAUCGGUAGUGUUGUCGUGCUACUCUGA
Molecule: messenger RNA, 861 nt
Organism: Exophiala bonariae
Lineage: Eukaryota; Fungi; Ascomycota; Eurotiomycetes; Chaetothyriales; Herpotrichiellaceae
Exons: 3
Coding region: 1-861 (286 amino acids)
Source: RefSeq, a predicted model, not a curated record